GAGUGGGGCGGUGGAGCGGGAGAGGAUGCCCUUUCCAGGGCUGAGUCUAGGGGUGAAAGGUGGACUGUUGCUCGGAACAUUUGACUCCUCAGAAAAGGACGCUUCGAGGAAAGGAACGGAUUGUGCAGACUGAGGUCCGGGUCAGGUCAACGGCUGUCAAAUGAGCGGUGUUGGAGGAGACUUACUGGACAGGACGAGCCCCUGCGGCCCACAGCGGAUGUAACCUGGCAAGGGGUUCAGAGGCACUCUUAGAGGAUCCCUCGUCUGAAACCUGCAGGGCAGUCCAUAUGCCUUGACCUCCCCCACCUCGCCUGUGGUGCGCGUGGGACAGCUGCAGUAGUUUCCUUCACUCAGGAGCCAGGUGGGGUUAAGUAAGGGACUUAAUCCUUCCGGAAAAUCAGGACUGCAACCUGAAUGCAAUGGUGCGACCCCAGGACAGCGGACGUCUGAAGAGAAAGGGGCGCGCUGAGUCACACCCUCACUUCUUUCCUCCGCGAGCUCAGACCCGCCAGCACCCGCACCGGCCAGGUCAGGAUUCACCCGCGGAGGGUCUCUGAAGUCCAGGUGCAAGAUUGGAUCUGCAGGGUUGCGGUACACCAGGCGAGGGUCCUCGGAAAGGACCCGUCGGGUCGGAGUCCGGGUCAGGGCCUGCGCAAGGCUCUGUGUGCCAGAGGGGAGGGGAAGCGGGUGCGCGAGGUGCAGAUCCGCAAAGCAAGCGCCGCACGCACGGGAGAGAUAUCGGGGUUUCACCGAGAGGGUUUGAGGGCUUGCAGCAGGUCCACUGCGCUAAGGCGAGGGCUCGGACCCUCGGCUCUCCCCUUCCCCUGCCGGCCGCUCCCGCCCCCACCCCUCCCCCUUCGCCGCCGCCGCCCAACGUCGCCGCCGGAAAGUUUGCAAGCGGCUGGCUGGGAGCCGGCGCCGACCCCGAUCGCAGCGCCGAGGAGACCAUUGGCUGCCAGCUCCCAGACCCGAGCGCGCUCGAGGACCGCGAGGAGCCCAGCCCUAACCCGAGCGACUGAGCGCACCUGAGGAGGGGUGUACACACCCCCAAGGACCAAGACGUGCAGCCCCCGCCAGAUGUGGGGGGUGGCCACCCGGAGGAAUGCCUCUCACGCAGCCCCACAGCCCCCACCUGCUGCUGCUGCUGCUGCUGUGCCUGCCAAGGGCACCCUCUGCCCAGGUAAUGGACUUCUUGUUUGAGAAAUGGAAGCUGUACGGUGACCAGUGCCACCACAACCUGAGCCUGCUGCCUCCACCUACCGAGCUAGUCUGUAACAGAACCUUUGACAAGUACUCCUGCUGGCCUGACACCCCUCCCAACACCACAGCCAACAUCUCCUGCCCCUGGUACCUGCCUUGGUACCACAAAGUGCAGCACCGCCUGGUGUUCAAGAGGUGUGGGCCUGACGGGCAGUGGGUGCGAGGGCCACAGGGGCAGCCAUGGCGCAACGCCUCCCAGUGUCAGAUGGAUGAUGAAGAGAUCGAGGUCCAGAAGGAGGUGGCCAAGAUGUACAGCAGCUACCAGGUGAUGUACACUGUGGGCUACAGUCUGUCCCUGGGGGCCCUGCUCCUUGCCCUGGUCAUCCUGCUGGGCGUCAGGAAGCUGCACUGCACCCGAAACUGUAUCCACGGGAACCUGUUUGCAUCCUUUGUGCUCAAGGCUGGCUCUGUGCUGGUCAUUGAUUGGCUGCUCAAGACACGCUACAGCCAGAAGAUUGGAGAUGACCUAAGCGUGAGCGUCUGGCUCAGCGAUGGGGCAGUGGCUGGCUGUCGAGUGGCCACAGUGAUCAUGCAGUACGGCAUCAUAGCCAACUAUUGCUGGUUGCUGGUAGAGGGUGUGUACCUGUACAGCCUGCUGAGCCUUGCCACCUUCCCAGAGAAGAGCUUCUUUUCCCUGUACCUGGGCAUUGGCUGGGGGGCGCCUCUGCUGUUUGUCAUCCCCUGGGUGGCGGUCAGGUGUCUGUUUGAGAAUGUCCAGUGCUGGACCAGCAAUGAUAACAUGGGCUUCUGGUGGAUCUUGCGCAUCCCUGUCUUCCUGGCCAUACUGAUCAAUUUUUUCAUCUUUGUCCGCAUUAUUCACCUUCUUGUGGCCAAGCUGCGUGCCCAUCAAAUGCACUAUGCUGACUACAAGUUCCGGCUAGCCAGGUCCACGCUGACUCUCAUCCCUCUGCUGGGGGUCCAUGAGGUGGUCUUUGCUUUUGUGACUGAUGAGCAUGCCCAGGGCACCCUGCGCUCCACCAAGCUCUUUUUCGACCUCUUCCUCAGCUCCUUCCAGGGUCUGCUGGUGGCUGUUCUCUACUGUUUCCUUAACAAGGAGGUGCAGGCAGAGCUGCUGCGGCGUUGGAGGCGUUGGCGGGAGGGCAAAGCCCUGAAGGAUGAACAGACGGCGAUCAGCCAUGGCAGCCACAUGGCCCCUGCAGGGUCGAGUCGUCGUGAUGAUCCCGGGGAGAAACUUCAGCUUGUGAGUGCAGGCAGCAGCAACGGGACUGGCCAUCGUGAACCCUCUGUGGAGAUCUCCUUUGUCAGUAGUUUCUCAGGGUUGGCUCACAGCCACAUCUGAAUCUCCAUUGGAGCCCAGCCAGGCUGGAUUCAGAUUACAGGACAACUCAGGACCAGAUAGAUACCUGGCCAAGGCUGGGGAGACAAUGCAGCUAGACAACAGCUUGCACUAUCCACACUCCCCAAACCUGCCCCGACCCUGGCACAGGCCACACUGAUGGAGUGGGGGUUGAAUGUGAUGGAGAAGUUGUGCUAUAGACUCUGGGCGUCCCCAUGUGCAUUGACAUGUCCCAUGUGCACAGAUAUAUGUCCUUCAAUAAAGAGCUCAACUAGUA
Peromyscus maniculatus bairdii (prairie deer mouse) is the source of this 2834-nucleotide messenger RNA. RefSeq names its product glucagon receptor (gene Gcgr). Gene Ontology annotation, cellular component: plasma membrane. Gene Ontology annotation, biological process: cell surface receptor signaling pathway; adenylate cyclase-activating G protein-coupled receptor signaling pathway. The record is from RefSeq and is a predicted model, not a curated record. Lineage: Eukaryota; Metazoa; Chordata; Mammalia; Rodentia; Cricetidae. Gene Ontology annotation, molecular function: glucagon receptor activity; peptide hormone binding.